AUGAAGCUAUGCUUUGUAACUGUGGGGGCCACGGCUUCCUUUCAUAAGCUACUUGAACAAAUACUUAGUUCACAGUUUCUUGAGACUCUAGCCAAACGUGGCUACACCCAUCUUCUUAUUCAGUACGGCAAAGAUGGUCAACAAGUUUUCCAAGACUUCAUCGAUAAUGGUCAGCCCCAUCACGGUCUCAUACUUGGGGGAUUCGAUUUCCAGCCAAGUAUUGAUGCCCAAAUGAUGAUGACCGUGGAAAGAGAGUCCCUUAAUCAAGAGCGCGGCUUGAUCAUAUGUCAUGCCGGAAGUGGGACUGUUCUGGCAGGACUUCGCUUGGGUGUACCCUUGAUUGUGGUCCCCAAUCCGGAUCUUGCCGAUAAUCACCAGCAGGAACUGGCCGAUGAGCUAGAGGAAGGGAACUAUGUAAUUAGUAGUUCGGUCAAGUAA
Molecule: messenger RNA, 438 nt
Organism: Penicillium digitatum Pd1
Lineage: Eukaryota; Fungi; Ascomycota; Eurotiomycetes; Eurotiales; Aspergillaceae
Source: RefSeq, a predicted model, not a curated record